Messenger RNA from Lactuca virosa, 435 nucleotides. The record is from the annotation of a GenBank genome assembly. NCBI's taxonomy places the organism in Eukaryota, Viridiplantae, Streptophyta, Magnoliopsida, Asterales, Asteraceae.
AUGUCACUCACUUCAACACUGACUGCCCGGAGCAAGGCUGCCCAUUGCCCGAAACAACCAAAUGUUGUCGAUAUUGAUGCUCAAGAUGUUGAUAAUGAAUUGGAUAAUGUAGACUAUGUUAAAGACAUAUACGAAUUCUACAAACUUGUUGAGAAUGAAACCAUAGUUCAUGACUACAUCCAUACACAACCUAAGAUGGCCGAAAAGAAAAGGGCAAGUCUGAUCGACUGGCUGAUAGAGGCUCAUAAUGCAUUCGAUCUCAUGAAUGAGACAUUGUACCUUACAGUCAACAUCGUUGACAGUCUUUUGGUGUCUAAAAUUUUCGCUAAUAGAGAACUAACGUGUGUAGGAGUUGUUGCAAUGCUUAUUGCAUCAAAAAUAUGUAGAAAUGUAGACAAAUCCAAUGGUGUAUGGUUUUGUGGAAAUCUUGAAUAA